AUGUCUGUCCCCAAGCACUCUGCCUACUCCAGGAUCGGCUCCGGCCCCUCCCUCGAAGUCUACCUCGACCCCCUCUGCCCCUUCUCGGCAAAGAUCGCCAAGUCUCUUGACGAGAAUGUCGUGCCCCAGAUCACCAAGGGUGGAAAGUACGAGGGCAAACUAUCUGUGGUCAUCAGACUAUACCCGCAGCCAUUCCACUACUACUCUGCUCUGGUGAUUGAAGCCAUCACUGUGGUUGCCAACAAGUAUCCUCACCUGUUCUGGCCAUAUCUUCUCGCUGUCUUUGAUAAGCAAAAGGAAUUCUUCAAUCGUCCUGCCUCUGGCACCACUCCUGCUCAUGCACGAGACCAGCUCGUGGGAUUUGCAGUGGAGGAAGUCAUCCCUGCAAACGACCCCGAUGCUGCCAAGGGCCCCAAGUCUAAACUGUUUGGAGAGUUGAGGGAUGCGCUCGAGAUCAAGGAGAGUGAGAACGGGGGUACGGAGGGGACCGAGGGGUUGAAGUAUGUGAACAAGCUGGGCAGGCAGAACGGAAUCAACGUCACGCCCACCGUCCUGUGGGAUGGCCUCAUAGACAACAAUGUCAGCUCCUCGUGGGGCAAAGAAGACUGGAACAAGUUUAUCGAGUCAGUUUCGUAA
Messenger RNA from Cryptococcus amylolentus CBS 6039, 636 nucleotides. RefSeq lists its product as hypothetical. The transcript is spliced from 3 exons. The record is from RefSeq and is a predicted model, not a curated record. NCBI's taxonomy places the organism in Eukaryota, Fungi, Basidiomycota, Tremellomycetes, Tremellales, Cryptococcaceae. Bases 1 to 636 code for a protein of 211 amino acids.